Messenger RNA from Notodromas monacha, 3577 nucleotides. The record is from the annotation of a GenBank genome assembly. NCBI's taxonomy places the organism in Eukaryota, Metazoa, Arthropoda, Ostracoda, Podocopida, Cyprididae.
AUGGCUGGAAUGAAUAUGAGCAUGGAUGGUGGAAUCAUAACCAUCCUGCUUCCCGUUGAUCGACAGAAGUUACAUGAUUGGCUGGAAGAAAGGGACGACAAUAUUGAUGGUGCCUCCAAGGCGAGGGCAUUCUUCGACUCGUCAUUCUAUUUUCGCCUUCCGAUCUAUACCUGGGGUCUCACUGGGCUUAGGUUUGUGCCGAAACUGGUAACGGGUGCAGCUGACUCCAUCUCCCUGGCUUCGGACCGAAUUCUCGGAGAGUUGGAGCCGUUGAGUAAUCCCAAUCGAGUAAGUUUAAAAAUGGAAGUUAGCUGGACCGAACACAGCCAUAUAAUUGGACGUGAGGGGCGCAGCAUCAAAUCUGUCUCCACUGUGACGAAUUGCCAUAUUCAUUUUCCGGACUCAAACCGCUUCUCCGAGACUGAGAAGUGCAAUCAAGUCAGCAUUGCCGGUGAUCCACAAAAUGUUGAAACUGCUCGUGCCCAAGUUAGGAAUUUGUCGCCGUUGAUAUUCGCGUUUGAAGUACCCUUCUCUACGGAUAUUCAAGCCAUCUUGGAAUCGAAACAAUCUCCUCAGAUGUUGUACAUCCAGAGUACCUUCAAUGUUCAGAUCAUUGUAAGGAAUAAGGGUCGUCCUGGAACUGUUGCUCUCGUCAAAGGUAACGCGUGGGAGCUAGAGAAAGUCAAAAUUGCUACUCGUGCUCUGAUGAACCAUCUGUGUCAGGGGGAAUCAGAGGUCAUGAUGUACAUGGAGAUUUCGCCGCAUUAUCACAGUUCGGUGCUUGGAAACAAUGGGGCCAGUUUGGUCCGCGCAAUUAUGGCCGUGACGGGAACCAUGAUAUCCUGGCCUAAUUUGUCUGACACGUCGUUGCAUCCCUUGCGCAAGUCGACUUUCGUAGUGUCCGGUCUCAUCGAUAAGGGUUCUUUGCCUUUGAUUUUGAUGUCGGACUUGCCGCCUGGUAUGGAGCUGGACGUUGACCAGGUGCAGCAUGUGAUGACUUCGAUGAAGGUGACCGUGUCAACUCGCCCGAAGAACAAGAACGGCGUUUUGCAUCGUACGCUUGUGAUCCGUGGCGUAGAGCGUUUUGCGGACCGUCUGUACGAAGCGCGACGAGUUUUACUCGGAUUGCCGGUCGACGCCCGUGUGCACACUCAUAUUCCGGAGUCGUACCACGUUCCUCCGCUGCCACCGAGUAUUCCGCUACAGGGACCAAGCUCUGUAGUGCAGAUACAGUCCUCUGGAGGCAUGCAUUACGGGCGAUUCACGCCGGAUCCACCUUCUGGCGGUCUGAUGAGCUGGUAUCCUCCCCCAACUCCGCCUGCGGGUACGGCUCUUGUGCCUGGAUUCCCAUUCUUUUCUCUCUCGGGAUCCCCGGAACAAGAAAAGAUGUUCAAUCCACUGGGUUCGGCAGAUCGCAGGAUUGUCAACUCUGCGUCGAAGAAUGUUUAUCCUGUCAUGAAUGGAUCACCGGAAUGGAACAAUGCGGAUCACAUGAAUUCCAAUUACUCUGCUGCUGCUGGACUAGACUCGGGUACUUCUAGUAGUUUUUCUUCUUCGGGAUAUUCGUUGUUCUCCUCGUCGAUGACAUCGAAUGGCGGCGUAACGUCGUCACUUCGUUUACCCCAGUCUAAUGGAUGCGACAAUAAUUCCUUCGCGGCGAAUGAGGGAUUGAUGAAUGCUGGGAUGGACCGGGUAAUAGACUAUAACGCGAGAAAAGCGAUGGCUAGCCGAGCGAUGAGUCAAGAAGUUAGUCCAGAUGUCCCAAGAACUCCGACUGCAUCAUGGAGUGGAAUGGGUUUCUCUAAGUCUCAUUCUGCACUCAUGGCUAUGAAUCGUUUCGGAUGUUACGCUUCUGAGGAGAAACCGAAGGGUGGCGAUAAAUAUGACAUAAAUGGUUCGGGGAGAACUUCGAAGAACGAAGAAGACAAGCGAGAAAUGUCGCCGAUUCCGGAAAGCCGGUCUAACGUGUCUUGUCGCGUUUCCAAUACGUCUGGUAGUCUGAGCUCUAUGGGCUCAGUGGCUUCUUCGCAGACUCUAAUGGGUUCCUAUGCCGAUCGUGGGUCUUCGGCGGACUAUCGCUCUUCUUGGUCAGACUGGGAAAACGACGAAAGCUCUGCGACUGAUCUGUUCCGUCAAGGGACGCCGACGAAUUCGACUGGCGAUGACAAGAUCGACUCUAAUCUGAGUUCCGCUAUGAGCUCCUUGACUCUUUCGAGGGCCAUGGAUUCGAACAACAAUACCAGCUCGGCUGAGCAGACGAAGGCUCCUGUCAAGACGGAAUCGAAUUUCAUUCCGCGACAGCACAUUUCCUUCAGUGCUUCUAAUAUGAUGGACGCUGUGGUGCCGAUGCCUAGGACUUUCUCCGGCGAGCUUCAGGAUUUAUGCAGCGUGUUAACCCAUUUGAAUCUCAGCAAAUACAUUGAGUCAUUCCGUUCCCAGGAUAUUGACUUGCAAACGUUCAUAACUCUGACUGAAGACGACUUGGUGCGUCUUGGCAUUUCUACUUUCGGCGCUCGUCGGAAAAUCUUAGUCGCUAUUCAAGAGUUGCGGAAGCAAGGUCCUGUGUUUUGUGGAAGUGCUGCUGUUGGGGCCGAACGUCGACCAUCUGUGGUUUGAAGAUUAUUUUUUCUGAUGAGCGAACCGCGGAACAAAGAAGGGUAUAAAUUUUUUUUCGUGAUGUGUGUGCCUCAUGUGCUUCGUAUCUCCCUGUGGUUAAGGAUCUUUCGUUGGUGAGUGCUUCGGUUAACUUACACGUUCAACGCUUGUCGAAAGGGUUUUUGUUGUCGGUUGUUGAACGAGAUUCCGGCUGUUGAAUUCUCAAAUCUCGAAAGAUGCAUGAGGUGUGUUACAAAUUUUUUUUUUUUUUUUUUUGGAUGAGAAACCGAGGUCAGCGAAUCUCUGUAUGAGGAAUAUUCAAGAAGUCAUGGGGAAAAUUGAACAAUUCGUGAAUCUCUCGUUGAGCUGUGAAAAAUGGUUUUCUUCGUUUUAGUUGAGCGUUGUUACUGAAAAUUUUGAAAAAGCGUGAUGAGUAGUAUCUCGGUUCGAGCUUUAAAAGGAGGUUCGUUUUCUAAGAUCCAAAUGUGGAUGUACAGUAUUUGAUCGCUGCUUCUUAUGAAAGGAAGAGAGUUCAUGGUCCAGGAAACUGCAAGUAAUCGCAGUUUUCAUUGGAUAAUUGACGGCUUCGACCAGCGGAAGUAUCAGGAAGUAUUCACGGGUUCAGAUAAGUCUCAAAAAUUCUUUUCUGUAUAUUGACUUCAUGUUAUCCAUAUUUUCAUCUAAAGAUUUUGAUCAGAGAAUCGCAUCGAUCAUAGUUUGAAUCUCUCUUAUUCCUAUUUUUGAAAUAUGUGAUGUACUGUUAGGUGAUAAGUGAUUCUCGAGGCCUUCGUAGGUGUGAAAAGAGUGCGAUGCUGCGGUAUAGAUUCGAAUCUGCUAUGUUGAGGUCAUAACGUACGUCAAGUGUUCGGACCAGUUCGUUGAGUCGGGAUUUUUUGUUUUGUUACCUGGGUUCAAGUCUUUUUUUUUUUCGUGUGUCGGGAAAAUUUGUGCCUUCGGAUAAACAAGAUAUCAGCAAACCUAA